This is a messenger RNA of Effrenium voratum, 548 nucleotides long. The record is from the annotation of a GenBank genome assembly. NCBI's taxonomy places the organism in Eukaryota, Dinophyceae, Suessiales, Symbiodiniaceae.
AUAGUGAAGGCGCAACUAAACCCCCCCGAGCCCAUGGAGACCUGCGCUCCGAUCUCGGGGCCUGGAGCUUGCGCGGUGCCGCCGGUGACCUUGCUGGCUCUGGCGCUGCUGCUGCUGGUCACGUCGCUGCUGCUGUGUCAUCGACUGCAUGCCGAGCGAGGCCUUGUGGAUAUUCAGGAGCUCUCCAAUGAGCUGACCUCUGCCCGCACCGACGCGGCGCACUCUGCGGCCCGAGCAGAGAGCCUCCACGCUGAGCUCACGGACCUGCGCGUCAGCCUGCAGCAGCGGGAGGCCUUCCUGGCGCAGGUCUUGGCCUUGCGGCGGGAAGACGGAGGUGCAGGACUUCCUGCGGGCGGUGUCCUGCCACAAGAGGCCCGUACACUGCCAAUGCUUCCUGUCACUGUCAGCCGUUUCGACGCCACUGGCAGCAGUUUCGCCAUGUCUGGCGAAGCAGAGUGGCCCGUGCAUCAGGACAGCAGCGUCCACACCACCUCCUUUCCGCAACGCAUGCGCUAGCAGUGACGCAGUGGCCAUAUUUCUUGGGCACA